CUAGAGUCAUAUUCUUCUAUCACCGGUCUACAGAGAAACUACCUAACUUUCAUAAUCGUUCAUCAGGUGUUUCAAUGACCGGUAACUAAGUCUUAGUAACCACCUCCUAAUUAUGGCAAGACUCAAGUUGGGCAUUUUACAAGAAUUCCAGGAGAGGCAUUUAGUAUCUCGCCGUGAUUUCAAACCUGUUAGCGUAAAGGUUAUCGAAGUAGAAAACUUCGAGGCCGAGAGACCUACUAUUCGCUCCUGUGUUGUCGACCCGGGAGAUUUUGAGGGUUGGUUGGAUCAAAUAACUACUGCAGAUAAUCAUAGCCACCAGAGGCCCAAAUUUCGCAUCAUUCUUGGGUAUGUUGGAAAGGGGGCGAAAUAUGAAUAUCUGAUGCCUAGCAACGAAUCUACUACUGGAGACAUAUCUAGUGAAUCGAUGACUGCUUUGCCUUUAUCGAAGGAUGAUUGUCAACUUGUAUGCAAGAAACUUACAUUGCCUGAUAUAACGUCUUUAUUACCGUCCCGAGGGGCUUCCCCUUUAGUGGGUCAUUUUCAACUUGUACAGCUUCCGUCUGCAGAUGGCAAUCCAAUAUACGGCUUGAUCUUGAAUGCAUUUACUAGCUUGCUGGUUGGCACUAAAGUUGGCGUUUCGAUGUCAUACUGUCCUUCGACAGGUAUUACGAAUGCUGUGAUGAUGAGAAGCGGUCCUCGGGAUGGAUUCACCUGGCUGGAGCAAGACUUAGAACAAUUGGCUUCCUUAGCUGAUAACCCUUUCCUUAUCCCUACCCUGGUUAGCCAGCACCUUACCGAAGCAUUUUGUUCUGCCAUAGACCGUAACUUCGACAGGUUACACGAAGCAGAGCUUGGAAGUGGUCAGACUGGUAUCACGAUGAUUGGUGAGAACGGGAUGCCAAUGCCGCGGGGUAAUUGUGAAGAUCCCAAUCUCUCAGUUACGGUCCUCGGAGUGGCCCAACAUGUGCUUGCCGUUGAAGCUUAUAUCAGAGGUCAACUAUUGACUGUAGAUAUGAUCAAGAAUGAAUUGUUGACAUUUCCAUGGCAACAAUCACCCCCCGUAAACCACGACCGUCUGAAAGAGCAAAAUGAGCUUCUUGUCAAACAACUCGAUUUUAUUAGUCGAACACUCGAUAUCGCCCUUAUUCGCAUUAAUCAUCUGAAGCAGCGAACAACUGUGCAGGCAACUGCUAUCGCCAAUUUACUAGCUCAGCGUAAUAAUGAGACGAAUUAUAGACUAGCCGAGUCUAGCACAAGCAUAGCUCACGAUACUAGGCGAGAUAGCUUAGCCAUGAAGUCUAUUGCGAUUCUCACUAUGAUCUUUCUCCCGGCGACGUUUACCGCUACAUAUUUCACUACCCCUGCUAUUGCAGCAUUAGAACCCUCGCAAAGCCUGUACUGGGUUGUCACGGUACCCUUGACCCUAAUCGUCAUGACGUUAUGGAUUUUCUCAUUGUAUAUCCUAACUAAGGAUAAAUCUUCGUCCUUUCAUAAAGGCAACUUGGUGUAACGUUAAGAAGUGUUAAACAAUGGUCUUUAUAUUCAUCCAAAUAGGACUCGUCAAGGGAAUAUUUCAUCGAGGGUUCAACUACUUCUCAUUUAUCUACCUCUUUUCUUACUUAUAUUAUAGCAAGUCUACGAUGUUGACCUUCUUACUGAGUAUAUGGGUGCUGUUUCUUCAGUGCUACAAGGCUAAGUGCAGCAAAGAAACAAAGUCGAGACCAUAUAAAAGCCAGUUUGUUUUAGUUCAUUAUGUUGCUGUUAAGUUAAGAAACCAAGUUGCUGCGACUCUUUUUGCAAAGCGGCGACUGAGCUUAUUGUUCUCCUUGCUUUAUAAUACUAUAAAGGGAUUGUUCAUUACAUAGCUCUUUCAGACGCCAAAUUCAAUAAGAUAGCAGCGUAACAUGAGAUGUUCCACUGCUCUGUACUCCAACAAGUGUGC
Molecule: messenger RNA, 1942 nt
Organism: Daldinia decipiens
Lineage: Eukaryota; Fungi; Ascomycota; Sordariomycetes; Xylariales; Hypoxylaceae
Exons: 7
Coding region: 113-1510 (465 amino acids)
Source: RefSeq, a predicted model, not a curated record